AUGGCGUCGAAAUCUAGGGCUGUUCCUGGUGGGUUACCAAAAAAGAGAGUUGAGCAAACCACUGUGCUCUCAGUGCCUGAGUUCUAUGCACUCGAAGAUGCAGAAUCUGUUUCUCUGGAUUGGGAGAGUAUGAAGAGUUCGUUCCUUGAACGUUCAGCGUUGAUCAAAAGUCAUGUGGAUCUUUUAGCUAAUCCCGAAAUAAGUGAGGCAGAUUUGAAAAAUAGCGAGGAGAUUGUGCUUCAUCAGUUAAUGCUCUUGCGCCGUUUAAAUCGUUUUGCGAUGUAUCGGAAUAGACACGGUCGGGAUGUGGCAAGCGAAAUGCUCAAUGAUGUUGACUCAAAAUAUUUACAACUACAGAAUGCAAAUAAUGAAAUUGAGCAUAUUCGAAAGGAAAUUGAACGGUCCGCUGACGAAGACAUCGAUUUAGUUCCAAUAGAAGAAUUUUAUGACAAAGCUCCACAAACAUUAAGCAGAGAAGAAGUUACGCGCACAGAUAUGCAUGAACAACGUAUUGCACGGCUGAACUGGGAGAUGGCUGAACGCAAAAAUUUGGUUGCCACACUACAGGAGCGCGAAGGCCGUAAGAACGUUCUUUUAAGUGAUAUAUCUAAAAAGGAGUAUCGUCUAAAAUCUUUGAAGCCGAAGAUCGAAGCUCUAAUAGAAACCGCUCGCCCGGUUCAAGAGUUGAUGUCGUUAAGAACAGCGUCGUCGGUACUGGACAGUCAGCACCCUAUAUUCAGUUAUCUUGCAAAGGAACUAACGGUCGUGGCAGUACAGACUGAAGCAUAUCGUGAUAUUGCUGAAGAUGACGGUGUUAUUGUUGAAUGUCAAGGUGACAUCGAAAGUGCUGCGAAGUUUUAUGAAAAUCAUUCUCAGCAAUCUGCAGAGCCUGAAGAUGAAGAUAAUUAUAGUGAUACAGCCAAUGGAACUGUUUCUCCUGCCCAGUCACUGAAAAGGAGGCGCAGUACAGCUUCAGAAAGAAUUACUAGAAAAAAGGAUCUUUUGUUAACUGAACAUCCGGUAUCUUUGGUCAUAACAGUUCGUUGCGAUGGUACGUUUCUUAUUUUUAGGAGCUUGUUGUGUGAUGAAUCUCUUUUAAUUGGCUUGUUUCCUAACGAUGAUGGAGAAAAAUGUUCAGACGUCGUUGGACAGGUUAAACUGGAACAUCUAGGUAUCACUGUUCAAGAUUAUGAGCCAAAGAUUGGGCGAUUUUUUAAAUUUGCUAGGAGAAUGGCAGGAAUCGAUCAAGGCGAUUCAGAAGCCACCUGCCUCUGUGACACUAUCCAGUCAGUUAUUUCUGAAAUUCGUUACCGUGUACGCACUAGAAGUGCACUCAUCCGUUGCAUCAAAAAUCUAAGUUUGUUGAAAGUAUUUGAGGAAAUGCCAAAAGAAUUGCGUAGUCAGUUUCCAUCUCGAGUCGUCUCAAGGCUCUCAGAGUUUAGAAUGCUCACACCUUCUCAGUUUUUGGCCCACGAAGCGGUUACCGAAGAUUAUAAAAAGCUUCUUACAGCAGAGUCUUCUUCAUCAUUUGAUAAUCACUUUUUCUUUAGUGCAACAAUAGAACGUAAUUCUGCUGUUCUUACUGCACUAAUUUAUAUACCCACGUGUUAUCCUAAGUACCGUAAGCCUGUGUAUAUACUAUUCGCUCUUGUGGACGGUGCACUUCUUACAGCUAAGAACUGCUCAGCUUUAAAGGAUAUCGAGGCUAAUAUUAAUUUGAUGCAGUAUUCAAAUUUUGAAUGCAAACAAGAGUUGGAACUUUAUGCACAAAUGGGAUUCUUAAUUUCAAGAUUUGAUUGUUUUUUGGAGAUACAGGGGCGUGAUCGGCAAAUACCAUUGGCGUUUGACAACACUGCUGAUGCUUUCACAUUUCUCUAA
Molecule: messenger RNA, 1878 nt
Organism: Enterobius vermicularis (human pinworm)
Lineage: Eukaryota; Metazoa; Nematoda; Chromadorea; Rhabditida; Oxyuridae
Source: the annotation of a GenBank genome assembly